This is a messenger RNA of Nothobranchius furzeri (turquoise killifish), 2906 nucleotides long. Lineage: Eukaryota; Metazoa; Chordata; Actinopteri; Cyprinodontiformes; Nothobranchiidae. The record is from RefSeq and is a predicted model, not a curated record.
UUGUGUCUGAAACACAUGACACUAACAUGUUGUGUGUGUUUUGGUGUUGAUUUCUGUGUCUUGCAGUCCCCAUCCGAAUAUGAGGAGUUAUCAGAUGACGAGCUGCCAUCCAGGAACUGGAGCAAGGCACAAAGGCAAAUAAAGCCGUUAAUAGCCGAGAAUAAAAGGCUGAAAGAAGACAACUUUAAACACCCAAUAGAAGCAAUGAAAGAGCUUCCAGCAGUCGGGCAGAACUUACGAGACAUAUCUGAGCUAUUGUCAUUGAUCUCAAGCAGUGCAUCUGCCAGAUCAACACUCGUGCAAACACCUGUACGAACACCAGCGAGAUCAGAACUGCAACUUUCUGCACCCGCGUCUCCUCAGGUGGACUCUGCUGACUUGGUGUCUCUUGUGUCAGGAGAGUCAAAGUCCCCAGACAGAAGCUCAACUCUCUGCGGACUUCAAGUCACUCAGUUUACAUCGGAGACCUGGCAGUGCUCGUCUACGGCAGGGAAACGCUGUCCUGUGACCCCCCCCCCCCACCACCACCACCACCACCACCACCACCACCACUACCACACUUCCCACUGGUCAGGUCGCGGAGACAGUCGCCUAAACAGGGAGGCCAAGACUUUCCUCUCACCAGCCACUUGGGCCAGCUCUUUCGGGGGAAUUCCCAAAGCGUUCCCUUCCCAGCCGAAGAGUCUCUCCUUCGGCUACAUCACACAUUGCACCCAACAUCUUUGGCUCCUUUCACAAGUGGUGAGUCCAAGAAAUGUAUUGAACAGAAAGACAAGCUGAAUUUACGCCCUUCUCUGUUAUUGCAGCCAAACGUGUGAACUUACCUAAACAAAUACGAUGAAAUGCUAAAAACUGGUUUCUUCAUUAGCUUCCCUCCCACCCCCUCGCAAUUUACUAUAGUGGACAGCAAAGCAUGCCCACGAUGAAAAACAAGAUUAUAAACUUCUUUCGACUGUUUUAACAGCCCAUCUAAAGUGCUGUAAAUUAGCUAUGGCUAAAAGCAUCUUGCUACAAACAUGUGAACGUGGUUUUACAAUGUCCAUGUUCCUGUAUCUGUCUCUAAGUACAUGCCAUCAAUGAAUAAUUGUGUUUGAAGGACUGAUUUUAAAAUUUUCGAACCCAGGGUUUAGAAUGCCGGGCGUGAUGCAGAUUUAAGGUAAGUACUUCCUAUGACUUGUAUACCUUAAUUUCAUUGGUAUUCCUUGUAAGUCUAAGCGUGGUUCAUUUUUAACUUCACCCUUAGUUCUCCGAACAACGUUUGUUUGAUAAGUUGACAUGUUUUCUUCCUCUAUGUCAGUCAAUUCCUUUCUCAACGUAUUUUUCGCCGCUGAGUUUUGCUUGAGAGCUGAAAGUCUCGCUUUAUCUAACCGUUUUAACUUUGAGUCUACAUACUCUAUUCUGUCAAUCGCAGAGCAAGACUCCUCCUUAACAUCUAAUGGUAAAUGCCGGUAUUUUGCCAACAAAUAGUCUUGGAACUGAUUCUCUCUCUUUUUCUGUUCCUCUAGGUUUGACGAGCCUUCUUGAUUUGAACACUUCAGGGCUUCCAGUUUGUUAAUUUUUUGUUUAUUUUGUGAGAUAGCACCUAAAAUCCAGUCCUUCUUACGACUAGGCAUUUGGUUUAAUUUCAUAGGAGUUGCUCUUAACUCUAAGGUUGGUACUAAUUUAAUUUUUGAGAGACAGUCAUCUAAAAUCUUCUCCUCCAGGGCUUCGUUUUCAUGUUGUAAUUUGUAAUUUUGCAGGACUUUAUUUUCCUCUUCGAGUUCCCAAAGUAAAUGCCCCUGUUUACUUAAAUUACGCUUAUGGGCUAAAAUUGUAUCUUUGGCAUCUCUAUUUACUAAAAUUAAAUCAAGAUCAUAUUUUUCUAACUCCUCUUCAUAAGUGUCCAGUUGCUCUAAUUUCUCUGCAGCAGAACGCUCAGUCUCUCUUACAAAGCGCUCUUUCAAAUCUUUGAGUUUUUGUUCCACAUUAAAUAAGUUUAUUAACAAUCUCUCCCUUUCUUUCAGUGGUUCUAUAUGAGGAUGAUGUAGGUUUUCCAUGCUACCUGUUUGCUCUGAGGCGUGAACUGUGACUGAUCCGACGCUGGUCAAGGUAUAUGACGAAAAAUAAGUGCAGGCAGACAAGGCAAGUCAAUGACUACGGGGGAGAAUGUGGAGCAGAGAGGUCUACAUGAUGAAGAAGAGGGACAGAAACAGAGAGAUCCACAUGAUGAAGGAGAGAGAGAACAUAGAGGUCUACACAAAGAAGAGGGAGAAGAACAAAGAGGUCAACAUGAUAAAGAGGAAGAGGAACAGAGAAGUGCAGAGGAGAGGGCUGGUGAAAGACCUUAUUUAAAAGAUCCAUCUGAAUGGCCUUCACCACAUGAAAUUGGGGACACAUUGAGGCAGUACAUGGUUCAGAAUGGCCCACCGAAAUGUCCUGGUGGGCCAUAUCCAAGAUCAGAGAAGAGUAAACGGUGUUUUUCCAAAGCACACUGUUUUCGUUUACUGUCCAAUGGAGAGAAAGUGGAACGGGAUUGGUUACUGUACUCCAAAAGUACUAAAAGUCUAUUGUUUUGCUUGUAAGCUUUUUGGUGAAGCUAGAGUUGCUGACACACGCCUUGUGACGGGUUAUAACAACUGGCAGUGUCUUUCAAAAACCCUGAUGCACCAUGAAACUAGUGGUUAUCACAUAAAUGCUUAUCUGUGUCACGAUCUGCUCCUGCCUCCCUCUGACUGUGACUCUCCCCUGCCUCCUGUUUAGUUUUUUGGUCUCACCUGCCCCUUGUUAACCUGCCCAUGUGUUCCUGAUUGUUUCCCUGUGUAUUUAUACCUCCCGUCUUGUAUGUGUCAGUGUCGGAUCAUUGUUGUUUGUCGUGUUGUUCUUGUUGUAUCCUGCCGUAUCCUGCUAUUAAAUCCAUUUUUAUGUUA